GAACGUGUUUGAUAAAAUCCAAAUAAAUUGAUAGAUAUGUCAGAGCAUGUGGAACUGCAGCAUUUAGUGGAUGCUGAUAUGGAAAGUAACACAACAAAUCAUAAAAGAAAGUUUUUUACUCUAUUAUGUAAAUCGUGUCCUUAUCUAGGUCUAGUAUUAGCAACACUGUCGUCCUUGUUCUUCUCAUUAUGUAGUGUAAUCGUUAAGAGUUUAGUAGAGAUAAAUCCAACAGAGAUGGCAAUGUUCAGAUUCUUUGGGGUAUUGUUACCAGCUAUACCAAUUGUGAUUUAUAAAGGUGAACAUCCUUUUCCAAAAGGACAUAGACUAAUACUUAUUCUAAGGAGUUUUAUUGGUACAACAGGACUUAUGUUAAGUUUCUAUGCAUUUAGACAUAUGCCAUUGGCCGAUGCCUCAGUUAUUGUAUUUUCUGUUCCUGUAUUUGUAUCAAUAUUUGCCCGGGUAUUUUUGAAAGAACCUUGUGGAUUAUUUAACGUUGUUACUGUAUGUUUAACAUUGAUUGGUGUGAUAUUGAUAACACGACCGUCAUUAAUUUUUAGUCACACCAUAGAAUCUCUCUCAGAUGGUCAAGUUAAGUCAGAACAUGCAGAUUUAUGGAGUGCUAUGGCUGCUUUCUCAGCUACUUUAUUUGGUGCGAACGCAUAUGUUUUACUACGUGCAUUAAAAGGUCUUCAUUUCUCUGUUAUAAUGACAAAUUUUGGUUCAUUUGCUUUAAUUCAAACUACACUCAUAUCAUGGGCAAUUGGUGCAUUGUGUAUGCCACAUUGUGGUAUAGAUAGAGUUUUAAUUGUUGCACUCGCACUGUUUAGUUUUGCAGGUCAAAUCUUGUUAACUUUAGCUCUUCAGAUUGAACAAGCUGGUCCAGUGGCCAUAGCAAGAUCUACAGAUAUUGUCUUUGCGUUUUUUUGGCAAGUAUUAUUUUUUAAUGAAAUUCCAAAUCGAUAUUCUGUAGGCGGGGCUAUAUUAGUCACUAGCUCAGUUUUGUUAACAGGCUUAAGAAAAUGGGCUCUCUCAUUACCGGAAACAUCAAAUAUAAAAAAAUCUCUUGGAAUCUUAAUGAUAUAA
Messenger RNA from Cyphomyrmex costatus, 1083 nucleotides. RefSeq names its product solute carrier family 35 member G1. The transcript has 2 exons. Bases 37 to 1083 code for a protein of 348 amino acids. Lineage: Eukaryota; Metazoa; Arthropoda; Insecta; Hymenoptera; Formicidae. The record is from RefSeq and is a predicted model, not a curated record. Gene Ontology annotation, cellular component: membrane.